Lasiodiplodia theobromae is the source of this 1983-nucleotide messenger RNA. RefSeq lists its product as uncharacterized. The transcript is spliced from 3 exons. The coding region runs from base 1 to 1983 and encodes 660 amino acids. The record is from RefSeq and is a predicted model, not a curated record. Lineage: Eukaryota; Fungi; Ascomycota; Dothideomycetes; Botryosphaeriales; Botryosphaeriaceae.
AUGUCAGCAGCGACCAACAACCACGGCCUCGCAGCCGCCAACCGGCCCUUCCCUUUGCACCCGUUCAACAAGAACCCCAUGCGCACGCGCGACGACGUCGUCGCAGCGUGCGCGUCCCUACUCGACCCGCUCGAGGCCGGCACGUCGCCGGGCGGCGCGCUCGUGCGCGUCGGCGGGACGGGCACGCGGUUCGACGAGACGGCGGCGCAGGGCGAAGGGUACGCGCGCCCGCUGUGGGGGCUGGCGCCGCUGCUGGCGGGCGGCAGCGAGUACGCCGGCACCGAGCGCUGGGUGCGCGGGCUCGUCAACGGGACGGACCCGGAGCACGAGGAGUUCUGGGGCUACAUGGAGGACCUGGACCAGCGCAUGGUCGAGGCCUGUCCGAUAGGCUUCACGCUGGCCAUUGCCGGCAAGCACUUCUGGGACCCGUUGACUGAGAGGCAGAAGAAGAAUGUUGAGGCGUAUCUGGGGAGCAUGAACGAUAAGGAGAUGCCCAAUACGAACUGGCUCUGGUUCCGCGUCUUCGCCAACCUCGGCCUCGCCAAAGUCGGCGCCGCCUACUCCUCCUCGCGCCUCGAAUCCGACAUCAAGCACCUAAACACCUUCUACCGCGGCUCCGGCUGGUCCAACGACGGGCCGGCCGGGUACACGCAGAUGGACUACUACUCGGGGUCCUUCGCGAUCCAGUACCUGCAGCUGCUCUACGCGCAGCUCGUCGACGACUGGGACAACCGGGACCCCGAGCGAGCGGCCGAGUUCCGAUCACGAGCGCAGCAGUACGCGCUGGAUUUCGCGUACUACUUCGACGAGCGCGGGAGGGCGCUGACGUUCGGGCGCAGCCUGACGUACCGCUUCGCCAUGGCGGGCUUCUGGGGCGCCGUGGCCUUCAGCUCGACCGAGCUGCCCGCGCCGCUGUCGUGGGGCGUCGUCAAGGGCAUGCUGCUGCGCAACCUGCGCUGGUGGGCGCAGCAGCCCGACAUCUUCCAGCCGAACGGCAUGCUGAAUAUCGGCUACACCUACCCAAACACCUACCUGGCCGAGAACUACAACUCCCCCGGCUCACCCUACUGGUGCAUGCUCUCCUUCGCGCCCCUCGCCCUCCCCGCCACACACCCCUUCUGGGCGUCCCCGGAAGAACCGCACCCAUGGCACUCCCUCCCCCCCAUCCGCCAGCUCUCGGUGCCGCUCCAAAUCGUCAGCAACCGCGGCGGCCACGCGCUGGCCCUCAGCAGCGGGCAGUGCUGCCACUACCCUCUCAAGAACCCGCAGGCCAAAUACGGCCGCUUCGCUUACAGCGCCGCCUUUGCGUACUCCGUCUCGACCGGCGCCUACACGCUCGAGCAGUGGGUGCCCGAGUCGGCGCUCGCGCUGUCUGACGACGGCGGCGAGCUGUGGCGCAUGCGACGCGCCGUCGAUGAGGCCGGGUUCGAGGAGGAUCAUGGGGAUGGGGUGCCGUGCUUGACGUCUGUGAUGCGGCCGUGGAAGGACGUCGAGGUGCGCACUUGGCUGCUGCCGCCGGCCGAGGCGACGCCGUACUGGCACCUGCGCGUGCACCGCGUCCAGACGGGGCGAGAGUUGUUGGAGGCCGAGGGCGCGUGGGCGGUGUAUGGCGUCAACUUGCGUGAUGGUAGGCCGCUGGGCGCGUACGAUGCCGCCGCGCACGAGGGCCACGUCUGCGACGCUGACAGUGUGCUCGUCGUGUCGCCUAAAUCGGGUGCGGUGGGCAUGGUCGACUUGCUGCCGCGGGAGAAGACGGGCCGGAGGGGUGCGGUCCUGGACGCGGAUGCGAAUUCGAAUCUUGUGGAGCCGCGGACGGUGCUGCCGAUCCUGCGCAGCGAGCUGAAGGCCGGGGAGACGCGGUGGUAUGCCACUGCCGUGUUCGCCAUUCCGGAGAGCGUGCCCGAGUGGAAGGAGAUAUACCAGCAGCACUGGCAGAAGAGGCCGUCGCUUCCGGGCUGGUUGUCUGAGAAGAUCAAUGCGUGA